AAUCAACAUUUGAUGCAAACUUAGAUUGGAUAUUGAGUAUUUGAAUGUUCUGUUUUUCUCUCUGCAGAGCUUAUAGCUGCAUUGCACCAUGUGUGGUAUUUGGGCCCUCUUUGGCUGUGAUGACUGCCUUUCUGUUCAGUGUCUGAGUGCUAUGAAGAUUGCACACAGGGGUCCAGAUGCGUUUCGUUUUGAAAAUGUCAAUGGGUAUACCAACUGUUGCUUUGGAUUUCACCGGUUGGCGGUGGUUGAUCAGCUGUUUGGAAUGCAGCCAAUUCGAGUGAAGAAAUAUCCUUAUUUAUGGCUCUGUUACAAUGGGGAAAUCUAUAACCACAAAAAGAUGCAACAACAUUUUGAAUUUGAAUACCAGACCAAAGUGGAUGGUGAGAUAAUCCUUCAUCUUUAUGACAAAGGAGGAAUUGAGCAAACAGUCUGUAUGUUGGAUGGUGUGUUUGCAUUUAUUUUACUGGAUACUGCCAAUAAGAAGAUAUUCCUUGGCAGAGACACCUAUGGAGUCAGACCUUUGUUUAAAGCCAUCACAGAAGAUGGAUUUUUGGCUGUGUGCUCAGAAGCUAAAGGUCUUGUAUCGUUGAAGCACUCCAUGGCUCCUUUUUUAAAAGUGGAGCCUUUUCUUCCGGGACACUAUGAAGUUUUGGAUUUAAAGCCAAAUGGCAAAGUUGCAUCAGUGGAAAUGGUUAAAUUUCAUCACUGUAGGGACGAACCUCUGCAUGCCCUUUAUGACAAUGUGGAGAAGCUCUUCCCAGGUUUUGAGAUAGAAACUGUGAAGAGCAACCUCCGGAUCCUUUUCAACAACGCUAUUAAGAAGCGUUUAAUGACAGACAGAAGGAUUGGCUGCCUUUUGUCAGGGGGCUUGGACUCCAGCUUGGUGGCUGCCACUCUGGUGAAGCAGCUAAAAGAGACCCAAGUACAGUACACUCUCCAGACCUUUGCAAUUGGCAUGGAAGACAGCCCUGAUUUACUGGCAGCUAGAAAGGUGGCAAAUCAUAUUGGAAGUGAACAUCACGAAGUCCUCUUUAACUCUGAGGAAGGCAUUCAGGCUCUGGAUGAAGUCAUAUUCUCCCUGGAAACUUAUGACAUUACAACAGUUCGUGCUUCAGUAGGUAUGUAUCUAAUUUCCAAGUACAUUCGGAAGAACACAGACAGUGUGGUUGUCUUCUCUGGAGAGGGAUCAGAUGAACUUACGCAGGGUUACAUAUAUUUUCACAAGGCUCCUUCUCCUGAGAAAGCUGAGGAGGAGAGUGAGAGGCUUCUGAAGGAACUCUAUCUGUUUGAUGUUCUCCGUGCAGAUCGCACUACUGCUGCCCACGGCCUUGAACUGAGAGUCCCAUUUCUGGAUCAUCGUUUUUCUUCUUAUUACUUGUCUCUGCCACCAGAAAUGAGGAUUCCAAAGAAUGGGAUAGAAAAACAUCUCUUGAGAGAGACGUUUGAGGACUCCAAUCUGAUACCCAAAGAGAUUCUCUGGCGACCAAAAGAAGCAUUCAGUGAUGGAAUAACCUCAAUUAAGAAUUCCUGGUUCAAGAUUUUACAGGAAUAUGUUGAACAUCAGGUUGAUGAUACAAUGAUGGCAAAUGCAGCUCAGAAAUUUCCCUUUAAUACUCCGAAAACCAAAGAAGGCUAUUACUACCGUCAGAUCUUUGAACGCCACUACCCAGGCCGGGCCAACUGGCUGACCCAUUACUGGAUGCCCAAGUGGAUCACUGCCACGGACCCCUCUGCCCGCACGCUAAUGCACUACAAGUCAGCUGCCAAGGCAUAGACUCGCCGAGCUGUAGAGUAAAAGCAAAUGUUUCUUCUUGUUCUCAAGGGUAGGGGACAGUGGUGGAUACAGGGCAAUAAGAACUCCCCAGGCUUACUUGGGUUUGGAAGAAAUAAAACUAUAAGAUGUAAA
This is a messenger RNA of Otolemur garnettii (small-eared galago), 1906 nucleotides long. It is a transcript of the gene ASNS, whose product is annotated as asparagine synthetase (glutamine-hydrolyzing). The record is from RefSeq and is a predicted model, not a curated record. Gene Ontology annotation, molecular function: asparagine synthase (glutamine-hydrolyzing) activity. Lineage: Eukaryota; Metazoa; Chordata; Mammalia; Primates; Galagidae. Gene Ontology annotation, cellular component: cytosol. Bases 89 to 1774 code for a protein of 561 amino acids. The transcript has 11 exons.